CCGCUGGCCCCUUCUUACCCCGGCGGCGGGGCCCGGCAGCGUGCGUUCAGCCUCUCUUCUGUGCCCCAGGUGCCUGCUCCCGCUCCUGCCACCGCAGCCAUGGCCCCCGCAGCAUCAGACCUGAAACUUGGUAAAAAAGUUAAUGAAGGUAAAACGAAAGAAGUGUACGAGCUGCCAGAUGUCCCGGGAUGUGUUCUCAUGCAGUCAAAAGACCAAAUAACAGCGGGCAACGCAGCCAGGAAGGACCGAAUGGAAGGGAAGGCUGCCAUUUCCAAUAUAACCACUAGCUGCGUGUUCAAGUUGCUUCAAGAAGCUGGAAUCAAAACGGCUUUUGUCAGGAAACACAGUGACACAGCAUUCAUAGCAGCUCAUUGUGAGAUGAUCCCAAUCGAAUGGGUGUGCAGGAGAAUUGCUACUGGCUCCUUCCUCAAAAGAAACCCUGGUGUCAAAGAAGGAUAUAAGUUUUACCCCCCCAAAAUUGAGAUGUUUUACAAGGAUGAUGCUAAUAACGAUCCACAGUGGUCUGAGGAGCAGAUAAUUGAAGCAAAAUUCUGUUUUGCUGGACUUACUAUUGGCCAGACUGAAGUGGAUAUUAUGGCUCGUUCUACUCAAGCUAUUUUUGAGAUCCUGGAAAAAUCAUGGCAGCCCCAAAAUUGCACUCUGGUGGACCUGAAGAUUGAAUUUGGGGUUAAUAUUCUGACAAAAGAAAUUGUUCUUGCUGAUGUUAUUGAUAAUGAUUCAUGGAGGCUGUGGCCAUCAGGGGACAGAAGCCAGCAGAAGGACAAACAGUCCUACCGGGAUCUGAAAGAAGUGACUCCUGAAGCACUUCAAAUGGUUAAGAAAAACUUUGAAUGGGUUGCAGAAAGAGUGGAGUUGCUUCUGAAAACAAAGAGCCAAGGUAGAGUAGUGGUGUUGAUGGGAUCUUCUUCUGACCUCAGUCACUGUGAAAAAAUAAAGAAGGCAUGUGCAACCUUUGGAAUUCCUUGUGAGUUAAGAGUGACCUCUGCUCAUAAAGGGCCAGAUGAAACCCUAAGGAUCAAAGCAGAAUAUGAAGGAGAUGGAAUUCCAACAGUGUUCGUUGCAGUAGCCGGCAGAAGCAAUGGUUUGGGGCCAGUAAUGUCUGGCAACACUGCUUACCCAGUUGUCAACUGUCCUCCGCUCUCAGCUGACUGGGGUGCUCAGGAUGUGUGGUCCUCUCUCAGACUACCUAGUGGUCUUGGCUGUCCUACUACUCUGUCACCUGAAGGAGCUGCCCAAUUUGCUGCCCAGAUAUUUGGGUUAAACAACCAUCUGGUGUGGGCCAAACUGCGAUCAAACAUGUUAAACACCUGGAUCUCCUUGAAGCAGGCUGACAAAAAACUUCGAGAGUGCAGCUUGUAAAUCAUACUAAGAAGUAAUACUUAAAAACUACGCAAAGAUAAUGUUGUGCAUAUUGAGUCAUAUUAGGAUUUACAUUUGGAUGAGCUCAAAAGUCCUGCAUCCUUUUUUACAGAAGGCAUUGUUAGAGCAGCAGAUGAAGUAUGUUGUGUCCUCAUCCUUCCUUUGUGUAUUUUUUAAUAAAACAACUUAGAUGAGGAAGUAGUAUUUUAGGUAUCUUUCUGUUGCUCCAAAAUGGGGCUGUUCUGCUUUUUAGUAUAUACUACAGCCUAUGUCAAGAGAAUGAUCUGGUGUGAUCUAAAUGUAAUUCACCUAGUCUUCUGUAUUUCUGUAAAAGUACGGUUCUUCCAUAGUAAUAAUGUGUAUCUUAAACCUUAUUAACUCAACUGGACUGCUGACUAAAGCCAGUACUGAUGCUGUUCUGCUUGCAAUGAUGAUCCAUUUUCUUUAGCAAUAAAAUUGCAACAUAUCCUGUAUUAAUAGGAAAAGGGGCUGGAAACAUGUUUUCACAGCCUGAAAUUAAUACUUGCCUUAUUUUAAAAAUGUAUAUACAUACAUGUUGGGUUUUUAAAAUGUGUGUGUAUACAUACCCCAUUGCUAUCUUCUGGAAUGUGAUAAAGGUGACACAUUCUUUUGUUCUAAACAAGAGCUAUAAAUACAAAUUAUUGGAGUGAACUGUAACUGGGCCUGUUGCCUGUUUGCUGUACCUCUUGCCUAGUCCAGUCUUUGCCCAGUCCAGUCUUUGCCCUUUUAAAUACUAGGCAGAUCUCUAACUUAAGUAGUUCCUGAAGGGCUAAGUGAUGUUGGUAAACUCUUUACACAUUUCAGUAAUUAGCUAUUAGAUAUCUGUAGUUCCUCACUGUUUCUAUGGAAGUUUUACUGAACUGGGGAAUAAAUACUAAAGCAACAAACUACUGGGGGGAAAUCUGAGCAUGACUGUCUUGUCCUUGCACAUACCCAUCUUCUGAGUAGGUAUGAGUCUAACAAAUAUGCAAUUGCUCAAUGUCUGUAACAUUUAUGCUUUUACAAUUUUAAAUAAACUAUUGAAGUCAAAGCUA
Molecule: messenger RNA, 2435 nt
Organism: Apus apus (common swift)
Lineage: Eukaryota; Metazoa; Chordata; Aves; Apodiformes; Apodidae
Gene: PAICS
Product: phosphoribosylaminoimidazole carboxylase and phosphoribosylaminoimidazolesuccinocarboxamide synthase
Exons: 9
Coding region: 100-1380 (426 amino acids)
Biological process (GO): 'de novo' IMP biosynthetic process
Molecular function (GO): phosphoribosylaminoimidazolesuccinocarboxamide synthase activity
Source: RefSeq, a predicted model, not a curated record